This is a messenger RNA of Parasteatoda tepidariorum (common house spider), 637 nucleotides long. RefSeq lists its product as uncharacterized. NCBI's taxonomy places the organism in Eukaryota, Metazoa, Arthropoda, Arachnida, Araneae, Theridiidae. The record is from RefSeq and is a predicted model, not a curated record.
UAAUCAAAACAGAUGCUUGAUAAAUCUAAAGUGACAGAGCCACGUGGACUUCUGAGUUUAUUUUUUGUACAUUCGUUUUUUAGUCUCAGUUCCUUAUGUAGUACAAAUUAAAAACAGCUGUCUUUUUGAAGCAUAUAAAGAGGAUAUGUUACCAGCGAAAGUUAAAUUUGUUUUUACUUUGAUCACAUUUGCUGUUUCAAUUUGCCACGCAAAAACCGAUGGUUUGUGUGAGUUAGCAGCGUUUAUAGAAGAUGUAGAUGGAAAAAAUCCUCGUCUGAUAGAUUCUGGAAAAACGAGAGCUGAAAUAAAAUCAUGUGAUGAAGAAAAUAAAGAAAUAUGCAAAAACUUUGUUGAAAAGCAGGUAAUUGAAGGCACUGGAGGUGGAAAUUUUUCUCUGAUUUCAGAUGAUAAGGAUAUGUACACAGUAGGUGAUGUUCUAUGUGAUAAAGCUGAUGCCAUUGAAGAAAAUGUGCAAAACAAAUACGUUCAGAUAUACUGGAGACUAUGCAGUUCUUCUUGGGAGAAAACUUCAUUUAAAAUGCCUCAACCUUUAUGUUGUGAUGACGGCCUACACAUUCCAUGCAAAUUAUAAAAAUAAAUGUACUAAAAAUAAAUAAAAUUGAUUUUAACUAUUGUA